Messenger RNA from Strongylocentrotus purpuratus (purple sea urchin), 1949 nucleotides. RefSeq names its product protein artichoke-like. The record is from RefSeq and is a predicted model, not a curated record. Gene Ontology annotation, molecular function: protein binding. Lineage: Eukaryota; Metazoa; Echinodermata; Echinoidea; Camarodonta; Strongylocentrotidae. Bases 258 to 1934 code for a protein of 558 amino acids. The transcript is spliced from 3 exons.
GCCUGUGUCAGUGCGUUGAAACUCAACGCUCGUCGCCUUGUCAUAGGAAAUGUUCGUACGUUGAAGCUUUUCAGCAGGCCAACUGUGAAUAUAGAUCAUUGGACACUAUACCCAUCGAAUGCAAUGCUGCUUCAUAUUUGUCUCUCCGUUACAAUCACAUCACCACGAUCGAACCUGAGAUUUUCAGAGGCUUUCCUUUCUUGAAGUAUCUCUUGUUGUCUAACAACAACAUAUCACAUCUCAAAGCAAAUACGUUUAUGGGGGCACCUCAACUGAAGUCAAUCAAGCUUCUCUACAACAAUCUACAAACAUUCGAUGGAUAUGCGCUGAAUGGAACAGAAAAUAGUCUCCGACACAUCUACCUGAGUAGGAAUUCGCUACGAGUCAUAGAAAAUGGAACCUUUCAACUCGUACCGAAGCUAGAGGUUAUUGACCUCUACCAGAAUCACCUAUAUCCACUGACUUCAGGGGUCUUCCAAGAAUUAAAGAACCUGGAAAAGCUCCUCCUCGGCAUGAACAAACUCUUUGAUCUUCCUGAAGAUAUCUUCAAAGACCUAUCAUCGUUAGUUUACCUGGAUCUGUCCAACAAUUCUCUCUCAUCCCUUACCAUUGAUCUCUUUGUGCAUAUGGAUCAUCUGAUGAUUAUUGAUCUCUCUGGGAACAGGUUGGUUGCUAUUGGCAAUGUUCUUAAUCUUCCAAACAUUCGGUUGGACUUAUGUCGGAAUAGUCUACGUCAACUUGGCAAUGUGACUUUGGAAAUCUUGACAAACAAUAUUGAAUUUCUGCUUUUGGAAGGCAAUCCAUGGAACUGUACCUGUAGCUUAGAGCCGUUGCGUCAAUGGUAUCAAAAACUCUCUAUAAUCAAAGAUGGAAAUGUCAAUAUUGAUAACCCGAUAUGUACUCAUCCAAAUGAUCUAGCAAAUCAGUUGAUAAAUUCUUUGAACUUUUCUCUUUGCCACGACAUAGUAGCUAAAAGUACGCAAACUUCUAGGUUAAACGUCAACCAUGAUGACAGUCAGAUUAGAAAUACCCUAAUAGCUACUGACCAGAUGUACCAAGAUGUCUCUGGAAAAACUGAAACUAGUGACAUAGAUUGUAAAUUGAAUGUUAUCAUUGUUGUGGUUGUUGUAGCGUUUGUCGUAAUAAUCGUUAUCGUCUCUUUCAUAAUCCUCAGGGUAGUUUUGUUAAAGAGGCGUUCCAAUGAUAUAAAAGCAAAUAAAAACUCUGAAAGUAACGGACGAGGAAACUGGGGUGGGAACAAAACCAGUAUACAAAUGGAGACAAAGGAACGGAGAAAUAGUUUAUCGGAGGAAGAAGAAGAAGGAGACGUUAAUGAACGCACACCAUUAAAACGCGAGAGAAAUCGUGGAGACAUAGAUCUGACACCAAAGGAAAGAACAUGCAGGAAAAAUUUGAUCGAAGCAAAUAAAUUUAUUGGGGCACCUCAACUCAAGUCAAUCAAGCUCCUCUACAACAAUCUACAAACAUUCGAUCGAUAUGCGCUGAAUGGAACAGAAAAUCGACUCCGAAACAUCUACCUGAGUAGGAGUUCCCUACGAGUCAUAGAAAAUGGAACCUUUAAACUCGUACCGAAGCUAGAGGUUAUUGACCUCUACCAGAAUCACCUAUCUCAACUGAAGUCAGUUUCUGGUAGAGGGGGUCUAGAAUCAGGGGUCUUCCAAGAAUUAAAGAACCUCGAACGUCUUUUCCUCGGCAUGAACAAACUCCUUGAUCUUCCUGAAGAUAUCUUCAAAGACCUAUCGUCGUUAGUUUACCUAGACCUGUCCAACAAUUCUCUCUCAUCCCUUACCAUUGAUCUCUUUGUGCAUAUGGAUCAUCUGAUGACCAUUGAUUUCUCUGGAAACAGAUUGGUUGCUAUUGGCAAUGUUCUUAAUCUUCCAAACAUUCGUCUGUUUCUGGAAGGCAGCCCGUAGGAUUGCAGAUGUGAC